AUGGCAGCAAUGGAAGAUACACGCAAGAAGGUGGGAGGCAAGUGCUGGGCUCAAGCAGAGAGGGUAUCCAAGGAAUGCAAGAGGAUCUUUGGAGCUGCGCUGUCAGACACUUGGUUGGAAGGAAUCGUCAUCAAGGUCGAUCAACGUUUGUCCAAUCCAAGUGCCAAGAGAGCUACUACCUACAUCACCGCAUUGUACAAGCUUGGAGAGAGGGAUGGCAUUGCCAUUGAGAAAGAGAAAGAGUUGACAAUGCAGAGUUUGAAGGCAGCAAAUCCGAAAGCACCAACUGAGAACAACAACAACAACAACAACAACGACGACCCAGUAAUCGGACUCUUCCUUCCAACCCACCACCCAAUGACAACAACGGAGAAGAAGAGCCCAGGCCUCCUGCCACGAGUACUGGUACUGGUACUGGUACUGGUACUGGCUCAGCCACUGGUGAAGUGA
Messenger RNA from Seminavis robusta, 450 nucleotides. The record is from the annotation of a GenBank genome assembly. Lineage: Eukaryota; Bacillariophyta; Bacillariophyceae; Naviculales; Naviculaceae.